Messenger RNA from Onthophagus taurus, 675 nucleotides. The record is from RefSeq and is a predicted model, not a curated record. NCBI's taxonomy places the organism in Eukaryota, Metazoa, Arthropoda, Insecta, Coleoptera, Scarabaeidae.
AUGCGGUUACUUAAAUUUAAUUAUCGAAUUGAGUAUGUUCCAGAUAAAUCAUUCCAUGUACCAGAUGCCCUAUCCAGUGCCCCACUUCAACAAGGAACAACAGACCUGGACGCUCUCUUAAUGGAUGAAGUGUAUAUCAGUUCAGUAAUAAAAGAGGUUGAUGGAUGGAUUUGUCCUGAAAGAACGAUCAGAGAAGAACAAGAUAAGGAGAUGAUGAUUACGGAGGCAAAGGAAAACAUUAAAGCCGGAUGGAAAGAAAAAGAGAAAUCACAAUAUUAUAAGUACAGAAAUGACUUAGCUAUUGAUAAAGAAAUAUUAAUCUAUAAAGACCGACUGGUAAUACCAAAAACCCUAAGAAAGAGAUGCUUAAACCUAUUACAUGACGGACAUUUUGGGAUGGGUAAAUGCAAAACUAGAGCGAAACAAAGUUUAUGGUGGCCUGGAAUUUAUCAACAGAUCGACGAAAUCAUUCAGAACUGUGAAAUAUGUCUACAAACAAAACCAACAGCAACGGAACCGAUGAUAUCUACGGAGAUCCCAGGAAGACCUUGGAGUGUAGUGGGAGUAGACUUGGCCGAUUACAAAAAUCGCAGCACAGUUGUUAUUUGGACGAAACCUUCGCGACAGAAUACCAAUAUCGAAGAACAAACUAAAUCCGAAAUUACCCAAUCAUGA